AUGCACUUGCGAUGCGUUCAGAGUGGUAUCAAUAUUGAUAGAGAAACAGUGCGCCAUCUGUUAGGAAUACUUGACCCGGAAGGCGUUCAACAAAGGGCAAGGAGACGGCUUCAGAGACGCAGAUAUCACGUAAGCGGUCCCAAUUUCCUGUGGCACUUGGACUCUUAUGAUAAACUAAAACCCUAUGGCAUUUGUAUAAAUGGCUGCAUUGACGGGUUUUCCAGGAAUGUGCUUUGGGUAGAAGCUUACGUAACAAAUAGCGAUCCUAGUGUCAUUGCUGGUUAUUAUGUGAGAACAGUACGGGCCAAAAUGGGAUGUCCAAGAGUAAUUCGGGCCGACUUAGGAACUGAAAAUGGUACAGUUCGACAAAUGCAACACUUCAUGAGAACCAAUUUCCAAGAUGCGUUUGCAGGAGACAGGAGUUUUCUUCAAGGUACCAGUCAGCACAAUCAGCGCAUCGAAUGUUGGUGGAGUGUGUUUCGGAAACACUGCACACAGUACUGGAUGAACUUAUUUGAAGAACUGAAAGAUGAUGGUCAUUUCAGUGGUGAUUUUCUGGAUACAUCUUUAAUACAGUUGUGCUUCAUGAAUCUAAUCCAGGAUGAUAUUGACACUACCGUGAAGGAGUGGAACUGUCACAGAAUAGCUUCAUCAAGAAAUCGACAUGGCCCAUUCGGUCGACCUAUGGUGAUGUACACGGUGCCCCAACUGUAUGGAACGCAAGAUUAUCUUGUUCCUGUGCAACAUGAUGAAGUAGAAGUAUGUGAAACCGAGUGUCAAUUUAAAAGCCGAUUUCCAUGUGACAAGGAUGUGUUUAAUCUGUGCACUCUUCUGAUGAAUGAAGCAGGUAUUGAUAAGCCAAGUAAUGCCGACCAAGGACUCCAUCUAUAUCAUUUCCUUAGAACAACAAUACUGCGACAAAUAUAACAUUAAUCAUGCAGGCACAAGGUAUUGUAAGACUUCGGUUUGUUAAAAUAGGCCGUAAUCUGUACUGUUUUGAUGACAAGGGACAGAAAUAUCAAGAUUGAAAAAUUAAUAUUAAAAAAAAGUAUAGCACGGCAUGGUUUACUCUGUUAUUUUUUUUAAAAAUUCAUUAUGUUAAACCCAACAGACAGCCCCCUGCCCCCCAAAAAAAACAAACACAAACAAUGACUCCAUUUUUUUGUUCAGCUGGGUCAUCUGGACCAAUUCCAAGACCGUGGAGAGCGAAGGUUCGUUUAUCAGUGGAUUUGUCUUCUAUGAAAGUGAAAUAGAAAUUAUAGCGGGGUAUCGCUCGCAAAAGUGUGUUUGGAAUCCGUGGGGGGUCAAAAUCCCAAAUUCCCAACGUCGGCCAUUUUGAAAAUUGUUUCUUUUUCAAUGGUUUGGCCCACAGUGCUACAAUAUAAUUGUUUCUGGGGUUUAGGGGUACAGGAAUUCAUAUUUGAUGUCGAUUUGAUGAUUUGACCUUUUGUUGACCUUCAAAUUAAAGAUGGCCGCCGAGUUUUAGCUCACAAAGGUAAAUCAACUAGUAUGGACAGGUACUCAUCCAGGGUUUUGCUGUUUGCUCGGACCUAAAACAACACAGGGUGAAUGGAUUGUGAUAAUGGAAAUGAAACAGUCCUAGGUUAGACACCCUUUAAGCAUUAUUAUUUUGUCUAAUGUUAUAUGGCAAUUUCUAUUUUGUGGCGUGCAGUUUUUCUUGUGGAUGUGUUUUUCAAAGUAAUGUAUUGCCUAAAUUGACGGUAAUAAAAGAGGGGAGAGAGAGAGACAGAAAAAAAACUUUUGUCAUUUAAAUUUGUCUUAUCACUGGUGUCAUUGUUAUAUUUCUUCAACAUACUCCCAUCAUCAUUUUUUUUUUGAGAGUUACAAGUAGUCUCCACAAGUUUAUCC
Patiria miniata (bat star) is the source of this 1869-nucleotide messenger RNA. RefSeq lists its product as uncharacterized. The record is from RefSeq and is a predicted model, not a curated record. NCBI's taxonomy places the organism in Eukaryota, Metazoa, Echinodermata, Asteroidea, Valvatida, Asterinidae. The coding region runs from base 1 to 927 and encodes 308 amino acids. The transcript has 2 exons.